Molecule: messenger RNA, 2012 nt
Organism: Marchantia polymorpha subsp. ruderalis
Lineage: Eukaryota; Viridiplantae; Streptophyta; Marchantiopsida; Marchantiales; Marchantiaceae
Source: the annotation of a GenBank genome assembly
GAAGAGCGUAGAGCGUAGAGCGUCGAGCGCCGUGACCUCGAGACGUCACAGCGUGCGCAAUUCUCUGGUUCAGGUUGGGUUUCGUUGCGGUUGCACAGCCGAGACGGAUCGAAUGGUCGACGAAUCACCGAAGGGCCCGAAUCAUUUGCUCCAUCUUCUCCGCGUCCCAAGUCUUCCUCCCGGACCUUGAAUUUCCGCUGCGCCCGGUGAAUUUCCUGCGUUUCUCGGUCGCGUGAUUUCGCCGUGCUGUGUGAUUUGCAAUCUCGCGCGUUUUGAGUACUCAUGGAAAGGCUUCACAUUCUGAGAUGUUGUCUGUCUGAAGCCUGAUCAUUCGGGAGGUACCUUGUUAUCUCAAAGCAACAGUAUCUCAUUGACUACAAAACCGUUGAGCGAGAAUGACGAUCCUUGGAGUGAAGAGUACUUGCUCGCUGCAAUAUGUUGCCAAUGUCGCCACCACAUCAUUCCAGUUCCAAGUUGACAAUGCGCUAUGUUCCCGUACUUUAGGUGUAUAUGGCAAGCUGAAUCUGGAAAUCUCAAGGGCUAAUCACCCGCGUCAUGAUUUUCGGGUCGGCCGGAAACCUCAAGUUAGUCGACCAGCGUCUCACGCAUCAACAUGCUUUGACUCUAGAAUCCUGCAGCUAGGCAGGUCUGGAAAUGUUGGGCGUGUAUGUUGCGUCAUGGAGAGCAUGGAAAUUUCGGAGGAAGAAAUUUUAGGAGAGGAGCAGCGAAUUCUCGAAGAGGAGCAGGAAGGAGAACUGUAUCUAGGCAAGGAAGAAUCCUUUGAAGUGGCGGAUACUAUCGAUGAAAACAGUGAAACGGUCCCACCCGAGAUACGCGAAUGCUGGGACCUUUGGCAACGAGUUGGGCUUCCCAUAUCUAAGAUUGCCAAACAACGGAAUAUGACGGAAACGGGUGUAUUUUUCUGUAUAUUCAGUUGUAUUCAAAAUGACUUUUAUGUAGACUGGUAUGAACUCUGCAAAGAAGCGCAAUUCACUCUAGAUAUUUCGAAGAGACUGAUUCAAGCCACAGAAAAGCUGGUUGCUGAAGCUAAGGGUGCUCCAAUCGAAUGGCCUCCACUUAUGAAACUUUGCUCCUCUGGUGUCACUGAAGUUCAUUUCGGACUGUACAUGACAAUGCUGAGGUGUGGUUUUUCUUAUGAAACUAUAUUGAAUAUAGCAUCACAAAGGGAGUAUGGCCAACCUGUAACGGACUGGGGAACACCGAGCUCGGAUGAUGAAAGGUUUCCCACCCAGAUAUCAGAAGCAGCUAUGUUACAAUGGCUCCUAGAGAAAGAUGGGGCGUCGUUGUUGGAGAUAGCUCUGAAAUACAGAGAAUGUGACGAAGUAGAGCUUAUGCGACUGUUGUUGCACUUAGAAAAGGUUGGGAAGAUAUUUAGAAGGCAAGGAAUUUUUAGAGCCUUGUAAGUCACUUUGCACCUUAUUACAUUACUUAGAACUACGUAAAGAAUCUUGUAGCUUAAAUGUCAUGGUGUUCCAGUUCACACACUCCUCUGCCAUGCAUGCAAUUCAGUUAAUUAUUGGCUAAGAUCUGGAAUCAAUAGAUCCACUGUAUGUUGAGUUCAAAGGAAUUACGUUGUUACGGAGAUCAAGAAUUAUGCCUAGAGGUUCCGAAUUAGAACGGAGAUGAAAACUGUUGGAAACAGAAAGCUAGCAUGAGCCCAAGGUCAUGAGAAGCAUUCUAGUCCCAGCCGCCUAAGGUUGCAGUUUCCGUAUGAAGCCGAACACGGAAGGUUGAGUACAUACAUCAGUUAAAUGAUCACAUCCUCUGGACUUCUGUGCAGCAUCUGAACAGUUGUUAAAACACGUCGAACUAUCUAAUAGACAACUGGUUUGUUUAGCCUCAAAUCGUAAGGAUUUCACCGAUAAGGACAUUUCCUUGUGCGGUCAACAACGAAUCAACUGUCCAAGAAUACCUUGUAGAGUUUAUCGCAGUCCUGAAAUUACAUGCAUGUUCACCAUGUAGCCCUAAGUGUUACUUUGAUGACAAAUGAA